GACUUCGUCUGAAAGGCGGGGCUCAGUCAAAGGUCACCGCGGCAGACAUGGCCAGCCAGGAGUUGCGCGGAGAGCUGAAGUACCGUGACGGAGAGACGAGAGCAGUCACGUUAGCGGUUUCUAGCACCCUACCGGCUCUGCUACACGGUGUCCAACAGCUGAGGGAACAGGUUGCCGUGGUGCUCAACGAGCUGGUAGAGCAGGAGAAGAGCGGCGCUUUGCAGACGACAAGCACACCGCUGUCGGACGAUGAAGAGGAGGACGAUGACAGCGAUGAGGAAGAUGGUGAUGUGAAAAGCAAAAAGUCUCACUCCACACCUCCACCUCCUAAACGAAAACGGCAAAGCCCACCUUUGAAUCCCAAGAGCUGUACCUAACAUCUUCUUCUGUAGUCUACUUCAAGCGAUAUAGGUUGGACGUUUUAUAUCUUUUGAAAGAUGCCAUUUAUGUUGAAUUUUUUCGGUUUAGCAGAUUAAAACUUUUUUUGUCAAAGGUAAUCUUUUUUUUUUUCCCCCAAAAUCUUGUCGGUCCUGUUACCUGACUUGACUCCCUGACCUACAAUUUCACCUCAUCUUGUUUAGCUUACACAGUGAACACACUGGGAGUGUUCCCAUAUACAGGCAUCAUUGUCAUUUAAUUCUUAACCAUUAGGUUAUACUGCCAAUGUGGCACUUAGCUUUAUCACAAAACAUUACUAAACUAUGGGUGUUUCUUUUAUGAGGCCAUUGUUAGUUGUCCCAUCUUGGGAUGCUCCUUCCUGCCUUGCAUCCCUCCAAAUUGUUGGAAGGAAAGCUUUGAGUUCCUGUGCAGAAAUACUACAUGCACACACACACAGCUGACCAUGGCCCCACCACACACCGGUGUUCUUAUUUAAUCACCAUCAGCAGAAAGGAGUUGCCAUUUGGACAAUGAUUUAGGAAAUGGGAUUGAACAAGAUAGAAACAACCGACUGCAGACACAAUUUCACAAUUAAUGAAGAUUAAUAAAUGUUCCCAGGAUUUUACAGACUCACAUCAAAUGUAUGUUUUUUAUCAUAUGAUAAUCAUAAUAGCAGCAGCUCACUACUCAAAAGCACUAAAUGCAGAGAUGAUGCACGAUUUGAACCUAUUACCUGGCAGUUGCUAAACGGUAGCUGAUCCACUGCGCCAUUUCUGCAGAUCCCUGACAAAGUAGUGUCAUCACUGUGACAGCUUGUUGAAAAUUAAACGUGCAAACAAACACGUAUGCGAACGUCUUUUACUUUGUACCAACUGAUAGCUGGGCUUCAGCAACAUGUCAAUUGAGCAAUUUAUUUUUCUUCGGUUUUACUCUACAAUAAAAGCAUACUUG
Erpetoichthys calabaricus (reedfish) is the source of this 1329-nucleotide messenger RNA. RefSeq lists its product as uncharacterized. The coding region runs from base 48 to 377 and encodes 109 amino acids. Gene Ontology annotation, cellular component: EKC/KEOPS complex. The record is from RefSeq and is a predicted model, not a curated record. NCBI's taxonomy places the organism in Eukaryota, Metazoa, Chordata, Cladistia, Polypteriformes, Polypteridae. The transcript has 2 exons.